Messenger RNA from Aureococcus anophagefferens, 1240 nucleotides. RefSeq lists its product as hypothetical. Lineage: Eukaryota; Pelagophyceae; Pelagomonadales; Pelagomonadaceae. The record is from RefSeq and is a predicted model, not a curated record. The transcript is spliced from 2 exons. Bases 27 to 1163 code for a protein of 378 amino acids.
GUACUCUCCCACCCACUCUUUCAAUCAUGUCUGCCGAUGAUGAGGAUGUCCAGGCGCUCGUGGUCGACAACGGCUCGGGCAUGUGCAAGGCCGGCUUCGCCGGCGACGACGCCCCGCGCGCCGUCUUCCCGUCCAUCGUCGGCCGCCCCAAGCACCCCGGGAUCAUGGUCGGCAUGGACCAGAAGGACGCCUACGUCGGCGACGAGGCCCAGUCCAAGCGCGGCGUCCUCACGCUCAAGUACCCCAUCGAGCACGGCAUCGUGACGAACUGGGACGACAUGGAGAAGAUCUGGCACCACACCUUCUACAACGAGCUCCGCGUCGCCCCCGAGGAGCACCCCGUGCUCCUCACGGAGGCGCCCCUCAACCCCAAGGCGAACCGCGAGCGCAUGACCCAGAUCAUGUUCGAGACGUUCAACGUCCCGGCCAUGUACGUCAACAUCCAGGCCGUGCUCUCGCUCUACGCGUCCGGCCGCACGACGGGCUGCGUGCUCGACUCCGGCGACGGCGUCUCGCACACGGUGCCCAUCUACGAGGGCUACGCGCUCCCCCACGCGAUCGUGCGCCUCGACCUCGCGGGCCGCGACCUCACGGACUACAUGAUGAAGAUCCUCACGGAGCGCGGCUACUCGUUCACGACGACGGCCGAGCGCGAGAUCGUCCGCGACAUCAAGGAGAAGCUCACGUACAUCGCGCUCGACUUCGACCAGGAGAUGAAGACGGCCGCCGAGUCGUCGGCCCUCGAGAAGAGCUACGAGCUCCCCGACGGCAACGUCAUCGUCAUCGGCAACGAGCGCUUCCGCUGCCCCGAGGUGCUCUUCCAGCCCUCGUUCAUCGGCAAGGAGGCGUCCGGCAUCCACGACUGCACGUUCCAGACUAUCAUGAAGUGCGACGUCGACAUCCGCAAGGACCUCUACUCGAACAUCGUCCUCUCCGGCGGCACGACCAUGUACCCGGGCAUCGGCGAGCGCAUGACCAAGGAGCUCACGGCCCUCGCGCCCUCCACGAUGAAGAUCAAGGUCGUCGCCCCCCCGGAGCGCAAGUACUCCGUCUGGAUCGGCGGCUCCAUCCUCUCCUCGCUCUCGACCUUCCAGUCCAUGUGGAUCUCCAAGGCCGAGUACGACGAGUCCGGCCCGGCCAUCGUCCACCGCAAGUGCUUCUAGGCGCUUUCGAGCUGCGGCAGGGAGAGUCUUCAGUGAUUCCCCGGCGCGCACCAAACCUGUCUAAUUUUGUCGAAGGC